Monascus purpureus is the source of this 1804-nucleotide messenger RNA. The record is from the annotation of a GenBank genome assembly. NCBI's taxonomy places the organism in Eukaryota, Fungi, Ascomycota, Eurotiomycetes, Eurotiales, Aspergillaceae.
GAGCUCAUUGAGAAUACAAGACAAGUCUCAAAUCUGACUUGCGGGGAACAAGCUUGCUUUCUCAUUGCCUUGAAGAGACUCGCGUCACGAUGCCCAAGUCAAUUCUUUCAGUCAAUGCCGGUUCGUCCUCGGUAAAGCUCACCUUCUAUACUACCGACAAUCCACCGAAGGAGAUAGCCAAUGCCUCUGUAUCUGGCCUCACGGCUCCGCCUCCAGUCUUAAAGUAUAGCCGUGGUGGUGAAAAGCACAAGGAGAAGCUAAAUGUCGAGCUGAAACACCCUCCAGACGCAUUCAAGUUUCUUCUCAAGCGCUGUAUCAGUGAUCCCCAGCUUUCUGAGGUGGCCAGUGCUGAAGACCUAGAAUAUAUCUGCCACAGGGUUGUGCAUGGAGGAGACUAUGCAGGGGCGGUUGUGAUAACCGAUGAUACAUAUGGCCAUCUCAAAGACAUGGAAGAACUUGCUCCUCUGCACAAUUUCUCUGCGCUGGAAAUAGUCAGGGUAUGCAAAAAGGAGCUUCCGCAUAUCAAAAGUGUCACGUUUUUCGAUACCACCUUCCACAGGACGCUGCCUGAUUACAUCAAGACGUACCCGCUUGACCCCAGAAUCAGCCGGGAGAAGGGGCUUCGCAAAUAUGGAUUCCACGGAAUCAGCUACUCCUUCAUUCUGCGUUCCGUUUCAGAGUUCCUGGGUAAGCCAGCUGAGAAGACGAACUUGAUCACCAUGCAUAUUGGGAGUGGUGCAUCGAUAUGCGCCAUCAAAGAUGGCAAAUCUCUCGAUACAUCUAUGGGACUUACGCCCCUCGCUGGAUUGCCUGGUGCAACGCGAAGCGGAAGUGUCGACCCAUCGCUGAUUUUCCACGUUACGGAAGAACCUGGUAAAUUGAUCUCCGCAGGUGAACAGGAAGGCCAACAUAGAAACAUUACAAUGGCCGAAGCCAUCCUCAACAAAUCAGCCGGCUGGAAAGUCCUAACGGGAACGGCAAACUUCGCAGAGAUCGCAGUCGAAAACCCACCGACGCAAAACCACAAACUGGCUUUUGACAUCAUUGUCGACCGUAUCCUCGGAUACAUUGGCAGCUACUUUGUGAAACUGGGGGGCCGGGUCGAUGCCCUGGUCUUUGCCGGUGGCGUUGGCGAGAACAGUGCUCUGCUUCGCAAGAGGUUGGUCGAGGAGAGUCAAUGUUUGGGGUUCGCCAUCGAUGAGUCUGCAAACGACAAGGGACCUGCCAAGGAGUCUGUAACGGAGAUAUCCAAGGAACCGGGAAAGAAUCCGCGGGUGUUGAUCUGCCAAACCGAUGAGCAGUUUGAAAUGGCACAUCGAUGUGUUUGCUCGAAGCUUGAAAAGGCUUCGAUUUAGCUUUUGGGGGUUGACGCUUCGUGUUAGAUGUCACCAUAUAAAAUGGAAUUUCUAGAACCAGCCACAUUUCCUUUCCCCUUCUGGAUGCCCGUGCGUUCAUGAGGGCGCUCAGAGGAGUGCUCACUGAGUAUUCUACAUCACAAGAGCACUCACCUGAGCACUUAUGACUUGUUGAUGGGGGUCAAACGCGCUGAGCUGGUUGAUCCAACUAGGGAGGCCCGGAGUCGGGCAAUUGAGACCAAUAACUUUAGGUAGAUAUAGUGUAGCGAUUUAUGAUCUGUGUAGGUUCACGAUCUUGAGGCCGACGGUCCAGGGAGAUUGAGAGCCAGCUGGGUCGCCAGUUGGCGGUGCGAGGGCCAAGGUGGAUUGAACACCGCUCGGGCUCUACGUCCCUGCAUUGAUAUCCUCACUAGCCCCAAUUGAUGGCCAUGGGUCCCAUUGCCUGUACC